This is a messenger RNA of Neurospora tetrasperma FGSC 2508, 198 nucleotides long. RefSeq lists its product as uncharacterized. NCBI's taxonomy places the organism in Eukaryota, Fungi, Ascomycota, Sordariomycetes, Sordariales, Sordariaceae. The record is from RefSeq and is a predicted model, not a curated record. The transcript has a single exon. Bases 1 to 198 code for a protein of 65 amino acids.
AUGGCCCGCCCUCAUGCCACUCAACAGGGGGAGACCGCCAUCCUUUGUGGAGCUGCUAAGACACAGCCAAGUUCGCUAAGAUCUCGUCGGCAAGACCGGCCGGGGCUAUCGUCCAACACUUUUGGCGGCCUUAGGACCAGAUGUGGUGUUUACCUCCCGCUCCAGCCCGCCAAGCACAGCUUGAUCCUGGUUCCCUGA